This is a messenger RNA of Selaginella moellendorffii, 833 nucleotides long. RefSeq lists its product as uncharacterized. The transcript is spliced from 2 exons. Lineage: Eukaryota; Viridiplantae; Streptophyta; Lycopodiopsida; Selaginellales; Selaginellaceae. Bases 27 to 704 code for a protein of 225 amino acids. The record is from RefSeq and is a predicted model, not a curated record.
UAGGGUUCUUGCGAGUGAGCUAGGCGAUGGAUCUCGCGAAGACGAGAGGGCGGGUCGUGACGCUCAUCACGGCCUUCAUCGUUCUCACGUUCCUUGCCGAGAAAUCCCGGCAGAUUGUCGGUGAGGAGCGAUCGUCGCAAUCCGGGAAGUUCUCCUGGAUGGACUGCUUCGAUCUAGGCAGCGGCACGCUGGCGUGCUCGAUCAAGGAGGGCGUCAAGCUCUACACGUACAACAUCCGCUCCGGGAUCGUGGAGAAAUCCCGGCACAAGGCCUACGAGAUCGCCCUCGAGGACGCACUCCACGAGGGCCUGUCGAUCCAGGAGGCGUCCAGGGCGGCGGCGGUGGCCGGGAAGAAGGCCGCGAAGAUUUCCUCGCGCAAGGCGAGGAGGAUCACGGGGCCGGUCAUAGCGGCGGCGUGGGAUUUCUUCGAGGCGAUCUACUACGGCGGAGGGCCGAUCGAGGCGACGAUGCGCGGCGCUGGGACGAUGUGUGGGGCGUGGAUGGGAGGGAUCGAGGGGGAGAGGAAGCUCGGGCGGAUCGGCUAUCUCAUUGGCAGCCAUCUGGGGAAUUGGAUCGGCGGGAGAGUUGGAUUGAUGCUCUAUGACAUUGGCAACGCUGCGUGGUUUCUCAAGGAGCAAGCCACUGCGAUGCUUGGUGGAGGGAUCACGGUAGAGGAGGAGAGUGCCGUGGAAGUGGAGCUGUGACGAUGAUCCACGAAUCUAGGUAGCGUUUUCGCGUGAUCGAUCGGGAGUGCCACCGAUCGAGAGAAAGAGGAAAGAGCGAUUUGGAUGAUUGUUUAUAAAGUGUUUUAUAGUGGAGACGUUGAUUACCUA